CUCUUCUCCGCCUGGGCUCCACCCCGGAGUUUGGCAUGCCAGGCGGAGCAGGGUGGGUGACCCAGCAGCUGCAGGAACUAAUAAUACCUGCCCUCGGGCCACCCAGAUCGGCGAGGCCGCCCUUCCAGGGAAGCCAGCCGGGGUCACGGAGCUACUGCCCCUUUUGUUAGCAGCUAAAGAAAAAAGGGCGAUGCUGGCCAGGAUGGAACAGGAUGCAAGCAGCCGCGUGGAUGCCAGCCAUUGUUUGGGCAAGGAGAAAGAGUGCUGGUGAUGGCCAGUGUCUGCCCUUCCCUCCCCUUUAAAAAAUAACUGUUCUUUGCCACUCGUUUCCAAAGCGACCAUUAAAGAUGGGUUUAAUGAUGCCUUUCCGGGAAAGAACAAUUUUACAAACCAUGGGAAAUGAAGAUGAUGUGAUUCAGAGUAAUGAACCAGAAGUAAAUUCUGCUGCUUCCACAAUCAAGACAACAGAGGAGGGGACGGUCAUGGAUCUCAAAGGUAUAGACGGAAAUGAGCCAAUGGAAGAAAGUGCCCUACUGAAAAGUAAUGAGCCAUCACCAGAAUCAUCACCAGAAUCGAGUAGGGGGAAACUGAGGCAAAUAUUUGCCUGUCCCCCAAGAGGCAUCUUUGGUCAAAUAAUAACAAAUGUCACCAUGGUGGUUCUUGUAUGGGCCGUGGUUUGGUCAGUUACUGGCAAUGAAUGUCUCCCUGGUGGAAACCUAUUUGGAAUAUUAGUCCUGUUUUUUUGUGCUGUCACUGGGGGUAAACUUCUGGGAUUUGUCAAGCUACCUACAUUGCCUCCACUACCUCCUCUUCUUGGCAUGCUGCUUGCUGGGUUUCUCCUUAGAAAUAUUCCUGUCAUCAGUGACAAAAUCCAGAUAAAGCACAUAUGGUCUGCAUCUCUCAGAAACAUAGCCCUUUCUAUUAUUUUGGUUCGCGCUGGGCUUGGACUUGAUUCAAAGGCCCUGAGGAAGCUGAAGGCUGUGUGCCUCCGAUUAUCCAUGGGCCCCUGCCUUGUUGAGGCAUGUUCAUCUGCUGUUCUUGCCCACUUCUUAAUGCAUUUACCUUGGCAAUGGGGAUUUAUCUUAGGUUUUGUUCUAGGUGCUGUCUCCCCAGCUGUUGUGGUGCCCUCAAUGCUUAUUUUGCAAGGAGGUGGAUAUGGUGUUGAAAAAGGUGUCCCGACUUUGCUUAUGGCUGCUGGUAGCUUUGAUGACAUUCUAGCCAUCACUGGCUUCAAUACAUGUUUAGGCAUGGCUUUCUCUACAGGUUCCACAAUUUAUAAUGUUCUCAGAGGAUUGCUGGAGGUGAUAGUUGGUGUGGCAGCUGGAUCUCUUCUUGGAUUUUUUAUUCAGUACUUUCCAAGUUGGGAUCAGGGAAAAUUGAAGUGGAAGAGAGCUUAUCUCCUUUUGGGUCUGGCUGUGUUUGCCCUCUUCAGUAGCACGUUUUUUGGUUUUCCAGGAUCAGGAGGACUGUGUACACUGGUUAUGGCUUUUCUUGCUGGCAUAGGAUGGUCUAGUGAAAAGGCAGAUGUGGAAAAGAUCAUUGCGAUUUCAUGGGACAUUUUCCAACCUCUUCUUUUUGGAUUGAUUGGAGCAGAAGUAUCUAUUACAUCCCUUAGACCAGAAACCGUUGGGCUAUGUGUGGCCACCUUGGGCAUUGCUGUGUUGAUAAGGAUUGUUACCACAUUCUUAAUGGUGUCCUUUGCUGGUUUUAACAUAAAGGAAAAAAUAUUCAUUUCUUUUGCCUGGCUUCCUAAAGCCACAGUCCAGGCUGCCAUAGGAUCUGUGGCUUUGGACACCGCAAGAACGCAUGGGGAUGAACAACUGGAAAAGUAUGGAAUGGACGUGCUAACAGUUGCAUUCUUGUCAAUUCUGAUCACAGCUCCAAUCGGAAGCCUGCUCAUUGGUCUCCUGGGUCCCAGGCUGCUGCAGAAAGCUGACCAGAAUCAAAAUAAAGAUGGAGAGAGAAGAGAAUCACAUGUGCAAAUAUAGAGGUGAAAGGAGAGGACUCUGGGAGUAACAAUUUUUAAAACUGUCACUAUCACUUGUUGCUGUUAUCAGAAUUUUUCUGUCUAGAUGGGUGUUGAAUAGCAGAAUCUUAGAAUGCCCACUACACUGUGCCAUCCAAUGUCAUGAAACCUUCUCUUGAAGCCCUCCAUGGAAGGGGGCAGCCCAUGCCACUUCUACAUCCCUCUGUUGGUAAAAAAAGUUUUUCUUCUCACAUCAAGCCUAAAUUUGCCUCUUUACAAAACUCCCACCCAUUGUACUAAGUUAGAGGUGCAAUAGGACCAAUGACUUGGGUCAUUUAUUUAGUUUUCUUUUAAAAUAAAUGUUUUAGUCUUUGCCAAUUUGA
Messenger RNA from Phascolarctos cinereus (koala), 2349 nucleotides. RefSeq names its product sodium/hydrogen exchanger 9B2. NCBI's taxonomy places the organism in Eukaryota, Metazoa, Chordata, Mammalia, Diprotodontia, Phascolarctidae. The record is from RefSeq and is a predicted model, not a curated record. Gene Ontology annotation, molecular function: antiporter activity. Gene Ontology annotation, biological process: proton transmembrane transport. Gene Ontology annotation, cellular component: membrane.